UUUGAGCCUAAGGAACAGGGAAGACGGAAAAAAAGAGUCUUUCAGCUAUGAAAUUUCAGAGGUUUCUUUCCCUUUUCUUGGUUUUAUUAGCUUGCUUUGUUCGUUCUUCUCAUUGCAAUACUUUCUAUGUUGGUGGGAAAGAAGGCUGGGUUUUGCACCCUAAAGAGAUGUAUAGUGAUUGGGCUGGUAAACAGAGGUUCCAAGUCAAUGAUGUACUAAUUUUCAAAUAUGAGAAAGGAUCCGACUCUGUUUUGUUGGUGACGAAAGAUGAUUACUACAAGUGUGAACGAAAGCAUCCUUUGAUGGAAAUGAGCAAUGGAACUUCCGAAUUCAAGUUUCCUCAUUCGGGUCCCUUCUACUUCAUUAGUGGCAAAGAGGAUCAUUGUUCAAAGGGUCAAAAGAUGAUCGCCGUUGUCAUGGCGGAGAAACACCAGACUCCUCCCUCGAUACAUCCACCGAUUGUUAAGCCUCCAGGGAAAUCACCAUAUCCGGGGCCGGCUCAGUCACCCGAGCACCAUGGCCCUGUUGCUAAGCCUCCGACGGGUUCAACUCCGGGGCCAGCACAGUCUCCUUAUACCCAUGUACCCAUUUCAAGUCCACCUUCUUCGGUCCCUACUGGCUCACCCAUGGCUUAUGGACCGACUCACUCACCGGCGCCAUCUACUCAUCAUGCACCGCAGUCUCCGGUGGCUCAUGGUCCGACUCACUCGCCGGCGCCAUCUACUCAUCAUGCACCACAGUACGGUCCAUCGCAGUCUCCGGUGGCUCAUGGUCCUACUGCAAACCCACCUAAGUCAACAUCUACUUCACCAUCUUCUUCAUCACCACAAGGCUCAACUCCCGCCGGUUUAUCACCUGCACCGUCUACGGGUUCGGGUUUAAGUCCACCGGCACCUCCACAGGGUACUUCUCCUUCUCCUUCUACUACCACUUCACCGUCCGGAAGUCAAACCAGUACCCCGCCCAAGGGAUCAUCCGCCACAGCUACUUAUUCCAGCGUACUGGUUCUUGCUUCUAGCGUCUUAUUUUGUAGUAUGAUCUUUUAGGACGCUUUUGGAUGG
Hibiscus syriacus is the source of this 1061-nucleotide messenger RNA. RefSeq names its product early nodulin-like protein 2. Gene Ontology annotation, molecular function: electron transfer activity. Bases 48 to 1046 code for a protein of 332 amino acids. Gene Ontology annotation, cellular component: plasma membrane. Lineage: Eukaryota; Viridiplantae; Streptophyta; Magnoliopsida; Malvales; Malvaceae. The transcript is spliced from 2 exons. The record is from RefSeq and is a predicted model, not a curated record.